AUGUCGGGGGUGAAGAAUGUGGUCUGGUAUCCCGUAAUUGGUGGCGAGGAAAUUAUCCCAUGGUUACUCUCGUGCGGAUGUCAGCCCCGAGAAUUGACUAUCGUAUUCCCCCAGAGAUACUCGCAUUUCGUAUAUCAAGAGCUUCUCCCAAAAGUGGGCGACGCACUGGAAGACUUGACGCUACAUCUUCCCAGGGAUUAUAAUCCAUUACUAGGUUUCUCUGGCAUUAGGACAAAUUUUGGCCUAAAGACACUCCGCAUUCAUAUGUUACAAGACUCCAGUUCUUUGGACACCUCGCAUUCUGCCCUAGAAUUCUUACAUCAAACACUCAGAGGAAUCGGCCCUGAGCACGAAUCGCUCCGGUUUCUUUGGUUGAGCAUCACCCUCGAUCACCCCCGUCUCGAUAUCGACUGGUCCGGCGCAGAUACUUUACUCGCUGCUGUUGCCGUGACUCACCCAAAUAUUGUAUUCACGAUUUGCGUCGCCCCGCGCUUUGCACAAGGUUUUGGGAUUGGUUGGGUAGAUGGUUUUGUGCGAGUAAUGCUGGACGGUCUACCGCAGGUUCUCUCUCUAGGCCGGGUUGCAUUAGUAUGGGCGUUCAACCCGUCAGAACUUGCGGGCAUUUGA
Molecule: messenger RNA, 627 nt
Organism: Fibroporia radiculosa
Lineage: Eukaryota; Fungi; Basidiomycota; Agaricomycetes; Polyporales; Fibroporiaceae
Exons: 1
Coding region: 1-627 (208 amino acids)
Source: RefSeq, a predicted model, not a curated record